This is a messenger RNA of Mucor velutinosus, 1182 nucleotides long. RefSeq lists its product as uncharacterized. Bases 1 to 1182 code for a protein of 393 amino acids. Lineage: Eukaryota; Fungi; Mucoromycota; Mucoromycetes; Mucorales; Mucoraceae. The transcript has a single exon. Gene Ontology annotation, biological process: DNA integration. Gene Ontology annotation, molecular function: nucleic acid binding. The record is from RefSeq and is a predicted model, not a curated record.
AUGUCGCAUGUGUCAGUGGAUUUGGGUGGCCCAAUGACGAUGACCUUUGAUGGAUAUGUGUAUAUAAUGGUUGUCACAGAUCUGUGUACCAAGUAUGUGAUUGUGCGCCCAUUAAAGUCGAAGGAAGCAACGAGCAUUGCUAGAGAAUUGAUUAAGGUGUUUGGGGAUUACUCAUUUCCUAUUAUUAUGCAGAGCGAUCAUGGUGGGGAAUUCGAGAAUCACUUGCUUCAGGCAAUCAGUGAGAACCUAGGUUUGCAGCGCAACUAUUCUACCCCAUACGCAGCCAGAGGUAAUGGGAGUGCGGAGGCGAGUGUGAAAAUUGUGAUGAAUACGCUGAGAAAAAUGUGUAACUCUAAUGCGCGAGAAUGGAGCGAUUACCUUCCAAUUGUGCAGCUUUGUUGUAAUCGUUACAUCAAGAGUAAGUCGAUGACUUCGCCGUUCUCGCUGAUGUUUGCCAGGCGAGUUACACUGCCAGAGGAUUAUGCCAACAAAGACAAAUACCCGAUCCCUAAGGAUAUCAUGUCAGUAAAAGAGCUUGAAGAGCGUAUUGACUACAUGCACAAGGUGGUAUUUCCAGCGAUCAAUGAACGAGAGGCCAAGAUGAAUGCGAUUAUGCAGAAGAGGUUUAAUAACAAGCAUAUGCUCGUGGACAUUCCAGUUGGUGCUCAUGUGAUGGUAAAGAUACGUCAACGACCAAGCAAGUUGAGUCCCAUUUAUGAUGGUCCAUAUACGGUCAUUCGUAGAAAUCAAGGCGGGUCAUACGAGUUGAAGGAUGAAAUGAAUGAGAUUCUUCAUCGCAACUAUGUACCAUCCGAGCUAAAGGUGGUGAACAUAGAUGAAAAGGCCAUUGAUGAUGAGUAUUUCGAAAUUGAGGCGAUUCGAGAUCAUAGGGGCAAAGCAGCGAAUCGUGAGUAUCUCAUCAAAUGGAAGGGCUAUGGUGAACGCAUGUGUUCGUGGAUAACUGCAGAAGAUGUAUCGGAUCCCCAUAUUUUGCAAAGAUAUUGGCAAAAGCAUGUGCAGCUGCAGAAGCAAGAAGAAGGGCGCAUCCGAGAGCGAGUGGCUCAAAUGCCGAGUAAGCAACAGAGGAAACGUGCUGCCACUGGGGAAGCAGAUCAGGCGGGGGCUCCUCAAUCCCCAGCGAAGCGGCGUCGGGCCACUUAUGUUAGGAAGAAGACAGGAUAA